Molecule: messenger RNA, 1878 nt
Organism: Macrosiphum euphorbiae (potato aphid)
Lineage: Eukaryota; Metazoa; Arthropoda; Insecta; Hemiptera; Aphididae
Source: the annotation of a GenBank genome assembly
AUGUCUACGCAAAAUCCAUUGAUUUUAAAAAAGCGCAGUAAUAUAUGGAAUCACUUUACACUUACACCAGAUAAUAUGGCAAAAUGCAAUUAUUGUAGUAAAAAAAUAAGUAUUGCUGGUGGUUCUACUGGUAAUCUUAUAAGGCACAUGAGGACCAAACAUAUAUCAGUUCCACUACAAAGAUCAAAUCAGAUACAAGAAUUAAACGCCGAGGUUGUAGAUGAUCCCCAACCUUCAACAUCUGUUCAGCCAGUUCCAGUAAAAUCUACUUCAUCAGUAGUAAAAGCUCCAAUCCCCAAUCAGUUGCCAAUGACACAUUUUAUCCAAUCACAACGUCCUCUGGCUUUAAGUAAGUCUAAAGCAAUUGAUCAACAGCUUAUAAAGAUGAUUGUGAAAGAAUAUCACCCAUUCAGUAUAGUUGAAGACAGUGAAUUUAGAAAACUGAUUAAUAUGUUGUCACCCACGUAUAUUAUUCCUUCGAGGAAGACUGUUUCAAAUAGCUUACUACCCCAAAUGUACGAAUCGGUAGUUCAAAAGGUUAGGACUCAGUUACAAAAUGUAUCCGCUGUAUGCUUAACCUGCGAUGGUUGGACAUCGAGAAACAAUCAAAGUUUUUUUGCAGUAACCGCACAUUUUAUAGAUCCUGAAAAUGAUAUUAAAUUAGAAAGUGUUUUGUUAGGUUGCAGAAGUUUUCCACUGAGUCAUACCGCUGAUAACAUUUCUGAAUUUAUGAAAGAUACUGUGGCUGAGUGGCGAUUGUCUGAUAGAAUAUCUGCAGUAGUGACUGAUAAUGCAUCAAAUAUGAAGUCUGCUAUUGAUAAAUGCAAUUGGAGGAGAUUAUCGUGUUUUGCACAUACAAUUAAUUUAAUCGUACAUAAUGGUAUUGAGGUGAUUGAGUCCAUUGUAGAUAAAGUAAAGGAUAUUGUAUCAUUUUUUAAAAGGAGUUCACAUGGCUUGGCAAAGUUGCAGGAAAUGCAAAAGCAAACUGAUUCUCCAAUUUUAAAACUUAAGCAAGAUUGCCCUACUCGUUGGAACUCCACUUAUGAUAUGCUUGAUAGAUUCUUAAAAAUUAAAGAGCCAAUUAUUGCCACUUUAGCUAUUUUAAAUUAUAGUCAGAUUAAUCCUCUCACUCCUAAUGAUUGGAUUAUUCUUGAAAAGUCAAAAGAUCUAUUAAAAAUAUUUUAUGAUAUCACAACUGAAAUAAGUGCUGAAAAAUACAUAACGAUUUCAAAAGAAUUAAUUUUUGUAAAUGCUUUACAAAAGUAUACAAAAAGAUUUAUUAAUGAUGUGACCUUACCCCAAGAAGUUUUAAACAUGGCAGCAAUUUUAAACAAACAAUUGUUUAUUCGGUUUGGAAGGUUAGAAGAUGAUGUCCUAGUAGCUCAAUCUACACUAUUAGAUCCCAGGUUUAAAAAACAUGGAUUCAUUGAUGCUCGAAAAUGUAAUACAGCCAUAUCAGAGUUGCGCGAGAAACUGCAGAGUAUACGGACCGUACAAGAUGCACUUCCACAGCAAACAUCAGCUUCUUCGACAGCACCAAUUCCAAAUGAAAGCUCUGACAUAUGGAAAGAGUUUGAUCAAACUGUCACGAAUGUUAUUGGUGGACAUAAUACAGGUGCAGCUGGGAUAAUAGAACUGGACAAAUAUUUAAACGAAGCAUUAAUCAAUAGACAUGAUAAUCCGUUACUUUGGUGGUCUGAAAGAAAAAAAAUUUAUCCACGGAUGUACGAACUUGUAAAACGACGUCUAUGUUUAAUGGCAACAUCAGUGCCCUGUGAAAGGCUAUUUUCAAAAGCCGGACAAGUGGUCACUGACCGCAGAAGUAGACUGGAAUCUAAAAAGAUAUCACAAAUUUUAUUUUUAAAUCAUAAUAUGUAA